Messenger RNA from Synchiropus splendidus (mandarinfish), 3719 nucleotides. It is a transcript of the gene slc71a2a, whose product is annotated as major facilitator superfamily domain containing 14Ba. The transcript has 12 exons. Gene Ontology annotation, cellular component: membrane. Bases 208 to 1734 code for a protein of 508 amino acids. Gene Ontology annotation, molecular function: transmembrane transporter activity. The record is from RefSeq and is a predicted model, not a curated record. Gene Ontology annotation, biological process: transmembrane transport. NCBI's taxonomy places the organism in Eukaryota, Metazoa, Chordata, Actinopteri, Syngnathiformes, Callionymidae.
AACUUCACGGUACCGUCGGCGCUGUGCGGACUGGACCCGCCGGGACUCGCUGUGGAUUUAUUCCCUCCGAAAUCUUGACCAUUAUCCGCCGUCAGCUCGGUGUAGCCUCAGCUAGGCUAACGAAACGGAUUCAUCCUGGAAGCAGCCGAAGAACCGCGCAUCUCGACGCGGCAAGGAUGCUUUGCGACCCGCGGCAGGUGUGACGAGAUGUCGGCGGAGCCACCGCCGACCACAGGCCGAGUGGUGCUGGUCAAGAAGAUCAUCAUGAAGGACGGAGUCACGCUCCAGCCAGGCAUCGGCCGGCCUAGUGUCUAUCAUGCCGUGGUCGUCAUCUUCCUUGAGUUCUUCGCCUGGGGUCUGCUCACAACGCCUAUGCUGACCGUGUUGCAUGAAACAUUCCCUCAGCACACGUUCCUGAUGAAUGGACUUAUUCAAGGCGUGAAGGGGCUGCUGUCAUUCAUGUCGGCUCCUCUGAUAGGUGCUCUGUCAGACGUAUGGGGAAGACGACCUUUCCUGUUGGUCACUGUGUUCUUCACCUGUGCUCCAAUCCCACUGAUGCGGCUCAGCCCCUGGUGGUACUUUGCCAUGAUCUCCAUGUCAGGAGCAUUCUCUGUCACCUUCUCAGUCAUUUUUGCUUAUGUGGCUGACGUGACCAAUGAGAGGGAGCGGAGCACAGCCUACGGUUUGGUGUCGGCUACAUUUGCAGCCAGUUUGGUGACAAGCCCGGCCAUCGGGGCGUACCUGUCAGCCUGGUACGGAGACAACCUGGUGGUCCUGGUGGCCACGCUGAUCGCUCUGGCAGACAUCUUCUUUAUCCUUCUGGCCGUCCCCGAGUCUCUACCUGAUAAGAUGAGGCUGAACACGUGGGGGGCUCCGAUAUCCUGGGAACAAGCUGAUCCCUUCACUUCUCUGAGGAAGGUGGGCCAAGACUCCACCGUCCUGCUCAUCUGCAUCACUGUGUUCCUUUCCUAUCUGCCUGAGGCUGGCCAGUAUUCAAGCUUCUUCUUGUAUCUAAGACAGGUUAUCAACUUCUCCUCUACGACCAUCGCUGUGUUCAUCGGGGUGGUGGGAAUCCUCUCCAUCAUUGCCCAGACUCUUUUCCUCACUCUCCUGAUGAGAACUCUCGGCAAUAAGAACACAGUGCUCUUGGGCUUGGGUUUCCAAAUCCUUCAGCUGGCUUGGUACGGCUUCGGCUCCGAGCCAUGGAUGAUGUGGGCAGCUGGAGCUGUCGCUGCCAUGUCCUCCAUCACCUUCCCUGCAGUCUCAGCUCUGGUGUCUCAGUCAGCUGACCCUGACAAACAAGGUGUAGUGCAGGGAAUGAUAACGGGUAUCAGAGGUUUGUGUAACGGCCUCGGACCUGCUCUCUAUGGAUUUAUCUUUUUCCUCUUUAACGUGGAGCUUAACACAAUGGACCCCAUCCAGGGGGAGUUCAACAUCGACCCGCUGCCUGUUAACGGCCCCACCGAGCAUGCUCUCAUCCCUGGCCCGCCCUUCCUGUUAGGAGCGUGCACCGUGGUCAUCGCAUUCCUCGUCGCUCUCUUCAUCCCGGAGAAGCCGACCACCUCAGAUUUACCGCUGUCCCUCACUGACAAGCCCCACCCCGAGAGCAAAGAGUCUCUAUCAUCAUUAGCCGGCGUCCACAUCAACACGCCUCUGCCUGGCAGCGACGAAGAAACGCCACCCGCAGCCAGCGAUGAGGACUUUGAGCCGCUGCUGCAGGACAGCAUCGUUUGAUGAAGAAGUUAAGGUUGGGACUGUCAUUGUGAUUUUUGGGUCACAGGUUCUCUGGCACAUGGCCGGGGUUAUGUGUAAUGUGAUUGUCAAAGAUUGUGACGGCUGCAUCUGCGUUGUUUCGUUGCCAGAAGGCGGGACUCGAGGCCCGGCGACCAUCUUUACAUUUUUGUUGACCACUCAAUGUGGAGAAGCAAAGACGUGGGAUUGAGUUGUCAUCACUGAAUAAGAAACGUGACAUACGCGGGGCCAAAAGAAGCAACCCAAAUCAAUUCAUCAUUGAAGUUUAUGGUUUAAAAAAGGCAUUUUGCUGCCUUCCUUUCAUUUUGUAAAAACAGUCUGCAAGGUGUUUCCUGCAGCCUAAACAUCUGUGUUGAUUUUAACACUUAACACUAUACGUUUUUGUUACUGGUAGGCUUAAGAUGCUCACUCUUAGCAGCUAUGGUUAACUGAAAUAUUUGAAUGUGAAGAGCAAGGAGCAAAGUUUGAAACUUGACAUUCGAUCUCACUGGUUUAGUUUUCAUUAAUCAAGGGUCAAUGAACUCCCUUUUAAUAACAUAAUAGAUUAUAAUAACCUCACAUAUACUCACUGUUAAUUUGUCACGCUACCUCAUAUCAGUGUGUUGUAUUCACACUCCACCAACGUUGACAUCUUUAAUGUUUUUUCUUUUUUCCAAGUCACUUUACUAAGGUGCUGCUGAAAGCCUGAGAGUAACCUCAAAACUUCAACUUUUUACUUCAGCUGUUUUCAGUCUGAGCAUUUCCUUGUUACUUUUUAAAGAAAGUAAUCGUUGCUGAAUUUGGCACACAGCUAGCAGACAAAAUAUUAAUUUCUGUUGGAUUUUAAAGUAUAUUUUGUAUAAUAUGUGUUUUGUAUUGUCCAUUAAAUUGAACAAUAGACUGAGACGUUGACAAGUUCCGCUCUCAGAGAAUUCCAGCUAGAUAACAAAUAUAAAAACAGGACACAGUUUAUACAAAGAAAAAAACUUUUAUAUGUUGGUAUUUUAAUAGUUAGACUAUAGUACUAUAGUAUACUUUUAUCAUUGAUACACUGCAUUUCAUUUACAGUAUUGUCCCACUGGCAGAAGAAACAUGGCCUUGUUUGUCCAAAAACAGUGUGGGUGCAAAGUGAAUCCUAUUUUGUGUCUCAUGACUCAUAAACAUGUUGCAGAUAAGAGGUUGUUUCCUUGACAGCAACUGCUUUGCGGUGAAUGAACUCAACACUUGAAGCAUCAGGUGACUAGGUGAAGAAAGCUUUAGAGAAGGUUUGAGGGGGCACAUGAGUGUACAUAGAUAUAUGCUUUAUGACCGUAAAAUGUAUAUGUGAAUGAUGUCAUUUGUAUUAUAACAAAAUAAGGGAAUGGUAUGCUUUUCGUGGUUGAAAUUGUAAUGAAGCUGGAGAAGAGGUUGACGAAAACAUAUCUUAUUGCGACCACAUUAUGAUGCAGACAUCUUGUUGAUGUUACUUUUCUUUGAGCCUUACCAGCAGCAGAGCUAGAAAUGUUCGUUCUGGGGAAUGGUUUCACUCUGCACUGAAAAUACCCACCUGACAUGUAUCACGAUCACAGAGAGAAUAUGGAAAUAGUCACCCUUUCUUCCUGUGAUUUUUUUUUUAUGCCACCUUCCCAGUUAUUUUUCUCACAAACCUAAUGUAAUUCUUGCACUUUGAUCUCAUGUAGUUUCAACAAAAGCCUUCAAAAGUCAUCUACCUAGGCUGAACAUACAGUAUUAUCCAUGCUUAGGAAAACUCCACCAGCUCUGAAUUUGGUCAUUAAUGUGCACGCUCACAUUAUCGCCAGAUUGACUUCUGCCCCGCUAUUUGGGCAGCAGUGAGACUGAGUUGACUGUGUAAAUACUGUACAUGGUUUGGGUGUCUACAUGUGAAGAAAUAAAAUGUACAUGAAAUUCACUGUAAAUAUUACCCCAUGUGUUUUGUCUGACGUGUGCAAGAACAUUUGUGACUAUAUGAAAUAAAAAUCUAAACUAAG